CGUAUCACAUCUGCUUCUGCCCUUUUCUUUUUUCAGAAGAAAAAAACUAGCUCUCUGAAAUGAGCUUGCUUUGCCUACAGUGUCUUUGAAAUCAAGAUCCUAAUUUUGCAGCCUAGCCUGGUCCUGAGUAAAACUGUGUGUGUAUACACACACUAUAUUUUAUUUUCCUAACUUGGCAAAUAGAGGAAGGGAGCAUGUUGCAGUUCAUAGAAUCCGAUACAUGGAAGCCAAAUGCAGGUUUCAAACUGAAGUGCUAUAGUAUCUGUGCUGUGGGCAAGGAUUAUGAAGGGAGAGGGGUGGGGAGAGCAGAUUAGAGAAAAGGCAGAUGAAUUGGAAAGGAGGAGGCAGGGGAACAAAACUUAAUUCACCAGAAAGUAGAGAUUCAGGUUAAUAAGAUAUUUUAAAACCAUUUCAAAUUCAAAUAUUAACAAAGUAAGGUCAGAAUGUUUUAUUUUGAUUAUUCUAUAAGCAGAAUAAGUUUUUUUAGCUUUGAAAUCAUCUUUCAACUUUGAAUUUUAUUUUUUUGAAAUGACAUUUUAAAAUGUACAAACACAUUGAACAAAACCAGCUGAAUAUCAACUGGAAUACGAAAGAAUAGAUCCUGACCCCUUCCUCAGCUUCCCAGCCCCACUGCUCUCCAGUGAAUGACUUGCUGAUUCAGUACAUAAAUGCUCAUUUGAACUAAUGGCAUAGGAGAGGUUUCCGUUAUCGGAUUACUUUGGUUUACAUUAUUAAUGUGGCAAUGUUAUGUCCAGAUAAAACAGCAAUUAGCUAUUUCCAAUCACAUAAUUGUUAAUCGUUUCCUAAAAGGUGGGAAGUAGCAUGCUGGGACUCCUCUGAUGAUUGCUGGAGAGAGCAACAGCAGAACACGGAGCAUUUUUAAUCUUUUGUAUCCAGCAUUUAUGUACUUACAAUAAAAACAAAGUACCAUUUACAAAUCCGAUGUCAUCUACUGAAACUUGUAAAAUUUUGGAACUAAGUAAGGUGGGUGUUUUUUUUUCAAAGCAAUUGAGAGUUAUUCUUGUUAUGACUGCUUCCUGUUCCUGUGCUGAAUUAAGCUGGGACAGCAGCAGUGUGGUUGGUAGGGCUCAUUUCCCCACUUCCCCCCCUCCAAUUUAAUUUACAAGCUGCUGGAGAUCGUCCAACAGGAAAUCCAGUCUUAUUGAGAAAACCAUUGAGAAAACCUACAGGAGAAGAUACUGGCUUUAAAUGCUAGUGUGGUUUCAAAUGAGAUCUAGAAAUGUUUCCAGGAACCCAGACAAGAGUUGGUCCCUCCUCAUGCCAGGCUUUGCCGAAGCUGAACCCCUUGGCACACCUUUCCACAGCAGCCCAUGGACAGGAUCCUGUGUGAGUGGUCAGGGAACCAACCUGCAGAAGACCUUGCAGAACCAGGUGAGCCUGGUCACCCCAACAUUUCCUGAGUCCACCUGCUUAGGUGCUGAUUUGGGGGAUUUUCCACAGCUUGAGGUGGAAGCAUGAGGUGCUGUCAGCCUGGUCCCAUGCUGCAAGACCCCUGAGAGCACAGCAUGCCCAUGCCGUAGCACCAGUACUCCCACAUCAAACCUUGGAGCAGUUUGAAAAUCCAACAGAGCUGCUGUGUGUCUGCAGACAGGCACAGAGAAAGGGUGAAAUGUCCCUUCUUUGUCUGUUUCCUCUGAAGAGAAAAAGUGAACAAGAAUUGAAAUUCCUGGGAGAAAACUAAGAAACCCUACCUGGAGGACCAUGUUUUUUUUUAAUACAGGAUAAAUCAUUUGACAUAUGCAGGGAAACCACACUUGGGUGCCUCUGCUGACUGUGCAGGAAUAUGAUCUUGCAGGGCUAUAUAUAUGAUGUCUGCUCCAAGACCUGUCAGAUACUGGAAAUACAGACAGAUAUAGUACUGUGGCUGCACUGACAGUGAGAAAUCUGAGGUUCAACAGCUCCAUGGAUGACAUUGCAAUUAAAAGGGAUAAAAACAAUAAAAAAAAAGAUGCUCACAAGGUAUCGAUUUACAGUGAGCUCAAGUCUCCAGUUUGUGGAGAGUUGUUUGCUUUUAGAGAGGAUGGUAUGCUGCUCCCAGCAAAGCUAUGUAAACAUUUUCUACCAAGUCAGAAUGUUUUUCCUAGAGCUAUCUCAUGCAUACUGAAGUUCUUAGCUUCAGUUCAGAAGUGUAUUUUACUAGAGAAUUCACAUAAGCAAAAAUGAAGCUCUAGGACCUGAUCCUAUAAAUCUCAUCAGUCAAAGGGAAACAUAAAAGCAUAAAAGUUAUGCUACUGUGGAGAUGAAAGCCAGAUACUACAUAGCAGGUCAAAAGCCAGACAAGACAGGCCAGAUGCAGAAGAAAGUAAGUUCAGCUUCAUAAUCACAUUUGUGGCGUUAUGUUUUGAUUUUUUUUUAAUACUAUGUCUAUAAAAUGCACUCAGAGUGCACCCUUUCCAGAAACUCAAACAGAGAUUUAUGUGUUUCAGCCGCUACUGAUCUAGUGUGACUGGAUCAUCGUGAAAUAAAAAUGUUCAGGGUAAUCCAACUGAACGCAAUUUGUGUAACAAAAAAAAAAAUUAAUGUUUACAUCUGAAAAAGUUUGCAUAGUCAAGACUACUUGACCUGUUGUUAAGCUUUAUGCUUCAGUGCUAUGUUGGGAAACACUGUCAGCUUUUUAGACUGAAAGGCUCGAGGUCAGACUGGAAAGCUCCUAACCCUUCUCUGAUUUCCAUGGGGAAGAGCAGAGCUGAGGAUCAGACUUCAAGGUACAGGAAUGCAAACACUUGGGACUGUGCACAGCUCAGAGGGCUGACUGAGCCUGCCUCACAGGGCUCUGUGCUUGGCAUACACUGGUUUGUGUGGCUCCAUGCAGCACUGAAUACUGCAACCCCGCCAGCAGUGUGAUAACUAGCCUGGGGAGAGCAUGUUGAGCGAUGUACCCACUUUCUGCACUGAGGUUUGGGGUUCACUUUGCAAGGCAUCACCAGCUUUUGGCUUUCAAAGAAUGAUGCUCAGCAGAAGCUACUCCUUGAUGAAAGGAGAAGGUCCCGAAUAUCCCCGGCCACUAGAAAGUUGGGAGGAAUCGGCUUCAGAUGUAUCUGCCAGAAACGUCUGCUGCGCCUGGCUGGGUGUGCUCACGCCUGGCAGACGCGCAUGCGUAUGUCGCAAUAACCAGAAGGAAAUGUUACUCAGCUCCGUCUUCCUGAGGGUCUGUGGCACAGAGGUAUCCAUGCUGUCCCACGGAGAGAGGCUUCGACAGAGACAGCAAGGGAGGCAAGGUGUGUAUGUUUUGCUCUCGACCUGGUCAUCAGCUUGCCUGCGCGCUGCCCCUGCCUCCAGCCCGAAUCUGCUCAGAAUUCAUCGGAGAGUUUGUGCUCGUCGGGGAAACGGAGGAGUCCCGACCGCAGCCAGCCGCAGACAAAAGCAGAGCAAGCAGCCAAGCACUGAUCAGCUCUUCUGCACCUGUGUUAUCUCUGGAUUCAUCUGUCUGCUCCUGAAAUGGAGUACUCCUGGUAUUGGCUUGAUGAUUCUGAGCAGUGGAUUGAGUAUGGGAAAGAGCCAAAACACGACUCUAUCUUGUUCUAUCUAUCCUCCACAAUGGGACCAGUCUGCACUACCCGACAUUGGGUUCAAGUUGAUACAGCUCAGCUUUGAUUCCCACGAAUAUGGAAAAAUCAAAAGGCUGUUUGAAAAGACGAUGAAAGAUUAUUGCAUCAACCAACUUCAGAGGAUCCAGAACCCAACACUUUGGGAACUUUUUCAUUGGCAAAAAGAGAAGAUGAAGAAGGUCAAUAAAUCAAAAAGGGUGGAUGAGCGGCUCCUGUUCCAUGGGACAGAUCCAUCCCACGUGUCUGCCAUCUGUGAGCAGAACUUUGACUGGAGGCUCUGUGGGACUCAUGGGACAAUGUAUGGAAAAGGAAGCUAUUUUGCCCGAGAUGCCAGCUAUUCUCACCAAUACUGUUCCGCUCGCAGUGGUCGCUACACCAUGUUUGUAGCUCAAGUUCUUGUUGGAGACUUUGUUCAGGGAAACUCUGAAUACUGUCGCCCUCCAGCCCGAGCCAGCAAUUCAAACAGACUUUAUGACAGCUGUGUGGAUGACCCAAUAGACCCUUCCAUCUUUGUCAUCUUUGAGAAGCAACAAAUUUACCCUGCCUAUAUCUUGGAGUACAGCAUUGAGACCCAGUGUGUGGUCCUGUAAUGAAUGGUGGAAUCUCCUUUGAAUUCAUAUCGAAUAAAUUACUCUUUAUAAUUAUUUUUUAA
This is a messenger RNA of Lepidothrix coronata (blue-crowned manakin), 4221 nucleotides long. RefSeq names its product poly [ADP-ribose] polymerase 12-like. Gene Ontology annotation, molecular function: NAD+ poly-ADP-ribosyltransferase activity. The coding region runs from base 2885 to 4159 and encodes 424 amino acids. The transcript has 8 exons. The record is from RefSeq and is a predicted model, not a curated record. Lineage: Eukaryota; Metazoa; Chordata; Aves; Passeriformes; Pipridae.